AUGACAAAUCCAUGUGAACAAGUGAAUGCAAUAACUCUACGAAGUGGAAUAGUCUUGGAAGAGGUUGAACAAACAGGGAAAGAAGACAGCCCACCAAAAGACAAGGAAGAUUCUAAUGAGGAAGUCGACGAAGAGAUCGUUGUUGAAGAGAAACCAACAAGUCCUAGGGAAGAUGAACCAAAGAGGGAAAAGAGGCAAAGAUGCCCUGCAGCAGAUGCCGAGCUAUGCAAAAUUCCUCAAGGAAAUUCUGUCAAACUAAAGGAAGUUGGAAAAGGAGGAAACAGUGAUGCUUACAGAGGAGUGCAGUGCCAUUCUAUAGAAGAAGCUGCCACUGAAACUCAAGGAUCUAGGGAAUCAGGGAUUGGUGAAGUGAAACCAACGACCAUAGUUGAAGAUGUAUUAGUUAAGGUGGACAAAGUCAUCUUUCUAGCAAACUUCAUCGUGUUAGAUGUGGAAGAGGACAAGGAAAUGCCUCUCAUUUUGGGGCGACCAUUUCUUGCCACCGGAAGAGCCCUAAUUGAUGUAUAA
Molecule: messenger RNA, 528 nt
Organism: Pistacia vera
Lineage: Eukaryota; Viridiplantae; Streptophyta; Magnoliopsida; Sapindales; Anacardiaceae
Exons: 3
Coding region: 1-528 (175 amino acids)
Source: RefSeq, a predicted model, not a curated record